CGUCAUAAGAUCGUUGGCGACCAUUGCAAAAUGACGUCUUUCAAGAAGCAACAUGAUGGUAUGGUAGUUUUCUGUUUGUGCGUUGUAGCAUGCGUAUUUCUUCCAUCUGUCGAAUCAUUCAAUUUGAUCGCUGACUAUUACACCCAGAAUGGACAAUUUGGCGUUUGUUCGGAAGUUAUUACAGGAGAGAAAAGCGCCUAUUUGCGUUCUCAUGUCGGAGCUUAUCAGUUUGGAACUUUGAUCGGAUACCGCGCUAAUGAGGACUGUGCAGUUGGAUUUGACUCCGGAGAAGGCAAACGAGUUUUGGUUCAAUUUCUGAAGUUCAGCCUUCAAGAACCAACUAGUUCCGGAUGUCAGGAUUACGUUACGAUCGAAGAGCUCGGGAGGGACGAAAACUUUACAUACUGUGGGAGCCAAGCCGUACCUGCGUACGUUUCUGAUACGGAAAACAUCACAAUAAUCUUCAACAGUGAUGGGACUUCUGAACAGAGCGGCUUUAAAAUCCUUCUGACGUCAUUCCGAACGAAUGCUGGUGCAUGUCAAGCAGGGGAAUUCAAAUGUGAUGUCACAAGAUGUAUUGACGACUCGCUGAAGUGUGACGGCGUGAACCACUGUGUUGACGGUGCUGAUGAGGAUAAUACAAAGGCCGGUUGCACCUGGUUUGACCAUGUCGUUGGCGCUGUGAUGAGUCUUGGAGAACACACGAUUCUCGCCAUUGGCAUUUUGGCCGGAACCAUAAUUGUCGUCAUCAUUGCAGCGAUCAUUGUGUACCACGUGGUCAUCAAAAAGAAGAACAGAGUGACACCCAUUUCACCGGACAAGCCGACAAAAACGAAAGCCACAACUUCCGACUCGGCCGCCACCGCCUCCGACAACCCGAAAUCUAGUAAGACGGCCUCGCCUUCCAAGUCAUCCGACAAGCACAGGAAGGCUACGACUUCGUCCUCUAAAAAGACAGCUACGAAAAAGCCAAAGAAAGCACAGCCCGUGGAGGAAGACGCUGAUUGGUAGACUAGUCACAUAGUGUACCAUUAUAGAUACUGUCUUUGUUUUAAA
Molecule: messenger RNA, 1056 nt
Organism: Pecten maximus
Lineage: Eukaryota; Metazoa; Mollusca; Bivalvia; Pectinida; Pectinidae
Exons: 5
Coding region: 31-1011 (326 amino acids)
Molecular function (GO): protein binding
Source: RefSeq, a predicted model, not a curated record